AUGUAAGAAGAUUUGUAUGAGGUUUUUGCUUCAUCAGUAGAAGUUGAUUAAUCUAUUUUCAGUGAUGCUUUUGAAAAUUUAAAAACAGAAAACUAUUUCGAUUUUCUUUCAAAAGAUGAUAAUUAAAGAGGCGUAAACAAAUACUAUUUAUCUAAUGAAAAUAUUUAGAAGUUGAAUGGUGGAAGCAUUCAUUUUGAGAAAAUAACUAAUAUUAUCAAAAUAAUUAAGGAUCAUGACUUUAGUAGAAAAAUUAUUCCUCUUUCACUUACAUAGAAACUAGAGUAGAUUUAAUUAAAAAAAUAUCAAAAGAUAUUAAGAUUAUCUAAUUGUUAAAACUCUUAAUUCGUCUAACUUCCUUAGAUAAGAGAUUUAUCUAAUGUGGAUCAAAUUCUUUCAAUUUAUUGGUUGAAAUGAAGAUUGAUUUGACAAAUCAAAAUUUUAGAAAAUAUUAAGAUUAAAAACACAACUUUAAUAGGAGCAAAUCUUGUAAGAUGUAACUUGAGUGGGUCAGAAUUCGAAAAUGUAAAUAUAAGUGGAGUGAAUUUAAAUGGAGCUUAAUUAUUUAAUUGCAAAUGGGAAAACCUAAAAAUAGAUAGCUUACAUCAAUUAACUGGUCAUAAAGAUCGUAUAAAUUAACUUUGCUUCUCUCCUGAUGAUAAUUAACUAGCACCUUGUAGUAAUGAUGAUUUCAUUUGUUUAUGGAAUGUAAAAAGAGGAAAAAUAAGGAAUGUAUUGUAAGGAAAACGCUGGAUAAAGUUGAUCUGCUUCUCAAAUAUUGGCACCAUAUUAGCAUUUAAUAGUUAUUAAUUUAUUAAUUUAUGGAAUCUUAAAACUAUGAAACAAUAAAGAAUAUUAGUCGGUCGUAAUCGUUGUAUCAACUCAGUUUGCUUCUGUCCUGAUGGUUCUACAUUAGCAUCUGGUGGUAAAGAUAACUCGAUAUGUUUAAGGGAUGUAAAGAUCGGAAUUAAAAAUUCAAAUUAGAUGGUCAUUCUAAUGAAGUUUUAUAAGUUUGUUUCUCUCCAGAUGGUACCAUAAUAGCAUCUGGGAGCUGGGAUAACUCAAUCUGUUUAUGGGAAGUUAAGACAGGGUAAUAAAAAGCCAGAUUAGAUGGUCAUACUCAUUAUGUCAACUCAGUUUGCUUUUCUCCUGAUGGUUCUACAUUAGUAUCUGGUAGUUAUGACAAAUCUAUCCGUUUAUGGGAUAUUAAAACAGGAUAAUAAAAAGCAAAGUUAGAUGGUCAUACUCAUUAUAUCAACUCAGUUUGCUUUUCUCCUGAUGGUACUACAUUAGUAUCUGCCAGUUAGGAUAAGUCUAUUCGUUUAUGGGAUGUUAAAGCAAGAUAUUAAAAGGCAAAAUACGAAGGUCAUAGUAAUUCAGUCAGAUCCGUUUCCUUCUCUCCAGAUUGUAGUACAUUAGUAUCAGGUGGUGAGGAUAAAUCGAUUCGUUUAUGGGAUGUUAAGAUAGGUUAAUAAAAAGCCAAAUUGGAUGGUCAUGCUCAUUCUGUCAAUUCAUUAUGCUUUUCUCCUGGUGGUUCUACACUGGUGUCUGGUAGUUAUGAUAAAUCUGUCCGUAUAUGGGAUGUUAAAUUAAGUCAACAAAUGUUACCUUUAAGUAAUGACAAAGGUACUCUAGCAUAAUUUUAACCCAGAAUAUUUACUAACAAUGUACUUCAAGAAAUUGGUGUUAUUUUUCACUAUUCCUUAGCUGCCUCAAAUAUUUGUAUACAUAUAAUGUCACAAUAGUUAAUAUUUUAAUCAACUGGGGCUUUAAUCUUCAAAGGCGAAUUUGUGAAUCAAUCAGCAAUUAAUUUGAGGUCAAUAUUUAAACAAAAAGGAGGGAUUAUUUUGGAAAAUCAAAUAGAGUUGCAAUUGGAAUAAAAUUGA
Messenger RNA from Paramecium octaurelia, 1883 nucleotides. NCBI's taxonomy places the organism in Eukaryota, Ciliophora, Oligohymenophorea, Peniculida, Parameciidae. The record is from the annotation of a GenBank genome assembly.